AUGCCGAACUCAUUUAUGGGCACCUUGGAUAACAAUAUGUGUUUUAUUCUCGAUGCUGAUCCUUUAACGCUGACCUGGGACGAUCAGUACCAUCUGAACAGGAUAAAGCUGCUUUUCCACUCUGCUCGGAACAAGAUAAACGGCUCUUUGGAAAUGGGUUCAUCGUCCGAAAAUAUCUCGAUUGUUCACCUGGAUAAACCAAUUCUCCCGGAAAACAUUACCAUCAUCCGGUCAAGAAACGGGUCACUCACGGAGGGCGAGAUGUUUCUGAACACAAUGACCGCUCAGGGCCUGUCUGGGAUAUUUGUCUGGUCCGCCUUGCUCAUAACAUGCCACCAGAUCUACACUCACCUUCGCUCCUACACUGUCCCCAAUGAGCAGCGCUACAUCAUCCGCAUACUGUUUAUUGUACCAGUUUAUGCCUUUGACUCUUGGCUCAGCCUCCUAUUCAUCAGCAAUGACCAGUACUAUGUGUAUUUUGAUUCCAUUCGAGACUGUUAUGAAGCUUUUGUUAUUUACAAUUUCCUGAGCCUGUCCUUCGAGUAUCUUGGAGGAGAGAGUGCAAUCAUGUCCGAGAUUAGGGGGAAGCCCAUACAGUCGAGUUGUUUAUAUGGGACGUGUUGUCUGGGAGGAAUGAGCUACUCCAUUGGCUUUUUAAGAUUCUGCAAACAGGUGACUCUCCAGUUCUGUGUUGUCAAACCCAUCAUGGCAGUCAUCACAAUCAUCCUGCAGGCCUUCGGCAAAUAUCACGACGGAGAUUUUAAUGUUAAUGGAGGCUACCUGUACAUCACAAUCAUCUACAACUUCUCAGUAAGCCUGUCCCUCUAUGCGCUCUUCCUCUUCUACUUUGCCACUAGUGACCUGCUCAGACCGUAUGAACCAGUGCUCAAAUUUCUCACAAUAAAAUCUGUCAUCUUUUUGUCUUUCUGGCAAGGAAUGGUGCUUGCUAUCCUGGAACGGUGUGGCGUCAUUCCCAAUGCACUCUUCAUCGAAGGACAUGAAGUGGGUGCCGGCACAGUCGCAGCUGGCUGGCAGAACUUCAUCAUCUGCAUUGAAAUGUUCUUUGCUGCCAUUGCGCUCCGAUAUGCCUUUACCUGCACCGUCUACCAGGAGAAGAAAAAUGAUGUGCCAGAGUCUCUCCCCCCAAUGCAGAGCAUCUCCAGCGGCUUAAAGGAAACCAUAAACCCAGGAGACAUGGUGCAGGAUGCCAUCCACAACUUCUCCCCAGCCUAUCAGCAGUAUACUCAGCAAUCCACACAGGAGGUCACCCAGCCCAGCACUAAUGGAAAAGUGGCCACGGGCAACAAGAGCUCUCGGAAGUCUGACAAAAUCAUGCUGAUUACAUCAGAUGACGAGUUCUAGGCAUUUUUCCAGCAAGAGACCCAGGUGUUGGUGCCCUUUCCACCCUUACCUCUGACCCCCUGGGGAAAAAGCUGUCUUGCAUCACUCACAAAGCUGGGUUGAACACAGGCGGUUCGUUUUCACAAGCAAGUAUUUAGGGAGGACUUCCUGCUUCUGUUCCGUUAUGUUUAUUUAAUCAUAAGAUGUUAAUGAAAUUUUAACAGUUUUAAAUUUCGCAGCUGAAUAGGGUGAGAACUAAUCCGUCUCCACCUUGCUGUGAUAAUCUGGAAAAUUACAUCUUUGCUUCAUCAUACAAGUCAGGAGACAUGCGCUUCCUUCAAAUCAAGCCGCCGGAUUUUCAGCUGCGUCCUCCAUGCAGAUUCCGUCUUUGCCGUCUUGUCACUGCAGCCUGUCUGAAGUUGUAUUCCCUCUGAAUCAUGUCAAUUUCCAAGAACAGAUGAUUAAUAUGUGACUCCAGGUGGGAGGCAGGGAAGCAGGCAAUGGCCGAGAAUGGCACUUCAUGGACCGUUACUCACAUCUGCUUGUUUGAAGUAUUUCUGAGCAUUCCUCGGCAUGGUUUCCUGACAAAUGAAAGGCUUUUGUUCAAAAAUGCAUUAGUUUUUGGAGCAGGCAAUUCAAACUGCACUUCGGUGUCCACUGUAGCAAGAUAAACCUGUUGCCUACAAAGUGGGAAGUUGGAUAUUCUUAAUUUUUUCUCAGCAUGAUAAAGACUGGCCCAGUUAAAUAGCCAUGUAACAGUUAAUUUUUUUAGAAAUAUUCUCUAUUGUAACUGUGUUGUAUAGUGUUUUAUGAUUCAAUUUUGAUGCUCAUGUUGUCCUAUAUUGUAAGGGUUAUGAAAUAUGUACACAAAUUGAUUAGUGUUAAUUGUGCUGUUCAGUAUGGUCUGUUUGUGUAAAAAUAUAAUUCUUUUUUUCUAUUUAUUGUGAAAAGUUCAGGCCAUUUCAGAAAUUGAACAUUGAUAAAUUGUACUUUUAUUCUUUUUUUUUUUUUUAACAAACUAUAAAAAAAAAUUUUUGGGUAAGAUGUGUAGCCUUUCAGGGACUUUUCUAUUGUUCAUAAGUCAUAAUUGUGCUUUUUUUUUUUUUUUUCCCUUGUGCCAGUUUUGUUUUUCUGGGAAAUUAUUCAUUAUUAAUGCAGACGUGUACAAAGUAGUUUUAAACUGGUUUUAAAUUCAGAUAAAAUGACUUGUCUAAAACUUUUAUGCAAAAAACUGAGUGAAGCUUUUAAUAAGGAAAGAACUUUUAUUUAAAAGGUAUAAAAACAGAUAUGGCAGUACUAUUAAAAUAAAUAAUUUACCAUAUUUUCUUUUCAAUCAGGGCAGGAAAAAAUGUUUUAUUUGUACAUGAUGGUAGUUCAUUGAGAACAGGUAAAUAAAUGAACAUAAAAUAAAAAAUAAUUUAGCUGUUCCUUUUUAAUACCAUGAAAUAAAUACAAAACAUAAGCAGACUUAUAACAAGUUUAAAGGGUACAUAACUGGUUUAUGCUGCCAUUUACUGUCCUCAUUCAAGGUUUUUUAUAGAUGGCAACUAAUUGCCCUCAACUCAUUGCUGUGAAUAGAUAAAAAAGAAACUCUUCUACUCCAAACUAAUUUAGCAUAGAAAUUGCAGUCAUUAAAAUAGCAUUUGAUUUGUGUUGUCCUUUCAGCAGUUUUAUAACAGAAUUUAAACAGUAGACUGUAGAACGGCAAAGAUGGUGUUGAAAGCUUAUUUAAAAAGUCAUGUUUGUCAGGAAACAAAUUCCAUAAAUAUUCUUGCACUUAUCAAAAUACGAGCCUUUUCAAUAUUUACAAUUCAUCCAGAAGUGUUGGCCGGAAUAGAACGUCUGGAUGUUGCCAAAUAUAUUAAACUGUAAGAGGAAAGAAAAAUGUCCUGGACAAAGUUUAGUAAACAUCUACGGCAGGAAUUUAUUUUCCUUGUCCCACAAAUCUGUCUACAUUUUCUUUUCUAACAUCUGUUUAAAUUAAUUGGAAAAUGUGUCUUUAUGGAUCUGUAUAAAAAACAAAAAAACA
Messenger RNA from Girardinichthys multiradiatus, 3370 nucleotides. RefSeq names its product transmembrane protein 184A-like. The record is from RefSeq and is a predicted model, not a curated record. Gene Ontology annotation, molecular function: transporter activity. Gene Ontology annotation, biological process: transport. Gene Ontology annotation, cellular component: early endosome membrane. Lineage: Eukaryota; Metazoa; Chordata; Actinopteri; Cyprinodontiformes; Goodeidae. Bases 1 to 1362 code for a protein of 453 amino acids. The transcript has 10 exons.